Peronospora matthiolae is the source of this 120-nucleotide messenger RNA. The record is from the annotation of a GenBank genome assembly. Lineage: Eukaryota; Oomycota; Peronosporomycetes; Peronosporales; Peronosporaceae.
AUGUUUCCGGUCUGGACCAGCAUUCCGAGCGAAGACCGUGGCGUAAACGUUGUAACGACGGCGUGGCUGGCGCCCAAUCUCAACACGGUUUUCGACGGCGUGGCGGCUCCUGAGCAGUAG